Trypanosoma brucei brucei TREU927 is the source of this 840-nucleotide messenger RNA. RefSeq lists its product as uncharacterized. The transcript has a single exon. NCBI's taxonomy places the organism in Eukaryota, Euglenozoa, Kinetoplastea, Trypanosomatida, Trypanosomatidae. The record is from RefSeq and is a predicted model, not a curated record. Gene Ontology annotation, cellular component: cytoplasm; nucleus; ribonucleoprotein complex. Bases 1 to 840 code for a protein of 279 amino acids. Gene Ontology annotation, molecular function: mRNA binding.
AUGGCCCCAAAGUCUGCUGCAAAGCCUGCGGCUUCCGGUAAAAACGCACCCGCUCCAAAAUCAGCACCUGCUGCAAAGUCUGCUCCCCCCGCCAAGGCGUCUGCACCGAAAAAUGAUCCCAAGAAGAACGCCCCGAAAGCUGCAGCACCCAAACCAGCAGCAACUGCGCCGAAGGCUGCUGCCGCAAAGGAGGCGAAGGCACGCCCCGCUGCCGGCACCCACAACGGUGUGUAUGUGAAGAACUGGGGUCAGGGUUCCGUUACUGACGCCACAAGGAUCUUCAGUGCUGCUGGCAAGGUUGUCAGUGCUCAGAUCCGUCGGCGCCGCUACGCCAUUAUCUUCUUCGAGAACGCCGCAGCCGUGAGGAAGGCGAUUGAUCUAUUCAAUGAAAAGGAGGUACUUGGCGCUAAAGUGACCGUAAGCCCUGCCAAAACCAGCCCGAAGCCUGACCCGCAUGAGGGCUCUUCCGUUGUGUUCCUGUCGCCCAUCUUCCGUACGUCGACAACGAAUGGGCAAAUUCGUGAACUCUUCACCGGUAUGAGAGUUUUGCGCAUUCGGACGUACCGUCAGAACUAUGCUUACGUGUACCUUGACUCGGCUGCUGCAGCGCAGAAGUUUGUGAAGGAGAAGAACGGCACCGAGUUCCGCGGCAAGAAGCUACGUGUGGCUCUUUCAACUCGCUCGCUUCAGAAGGAAAAGGACCGUGCGGAGCGCGCGAACCUCCUCUCGGAUGCCCACAACUUCAAGAAGGAUGCCAAGAAGGACAUCAAGAGGGAUGAUAAGAAGGAUCCAAAGAAGGAUUCAAGGAGGAAUGAAAAGAAGGAUGCCAAGAGGAAGUAA